GUGUUUGCCAAUCUCGUGAACAUUGACAAACAGACAGAUUGAUUAGACAGAUGGAUAAAUAAUAUCACAACACACCUGCUACAUCAUAUCCCAGAGGGUUAUGAAGACUAUGGACCAUUGUAUGAUAGAUGGCUUUAUCCUUUGGAACGAGCAAACAGUUGGGUGACCAGACAAAUUUUACAACAUGGACACGAAGAAUCAACAGUGAUGCAGACAUACCGGAUAUACGAUUGGAGCUCUCACAAUAUUUUGAGUGGUGAAAUUAUAAAUUACAGCAGACAAACAAGUCUGUGUCGCUUGGCAGAAAAAGUAAACUCCAUUCACCAUCAAGAUAUAUCUACAGCAUCUACGAAAAGAUUCAUAUUGCAAAGUGAGGAUCUAUCAAUUCUAAAAGACAAUUACAAUAAUAUAUAUGACCAAAAUUAUGAGUUAUUUGACAUAGACCCAGUGGUCACAUAUCUUAAGUUCAGCCAAAGACAGGAUGCCGAGUUAAAAAGACAAAUUUUCUUCUCAACAACAGAGCAUCAGACGACAGCAUCACGCUCACAUGACUAUUGUGUUAGUGUUUUGCAUAGGACAAACCGUCGCUUUGGCACAAUUUCUAAGAUUUUCAAACACAACCAUCUAGAUAAAGCUACCAUGUGGGUAAAAUUGGAGAUGUUUCCCAUUCCCGAACAAUCUGGACUAUUCUUGGUCACCGAUGACAGAAAGAUUGACACACAUAUAUUUAGCUUUGAUAAAAUAAGCAAUCCAGUUGCAUUUGCUUCAGAAGACAAUAAAAUAUUGUUUUUAAAUGUUUAGAUAUGCAUUUAUACAUGUACAUGUAUUUUGUAUGAAGUAGAUAAAUAGUUUAUAUACUUGGAAAGGUACAUUGUUAUGUAUUUUCUUGCUGUAUAUAGAACGAGUUGUUCAAAAGAAAAAAAAUAAAUGGAUAAAAAGAGAUUUUUUAAAUGGAAGUCAACUUUGCUAUUUUCUAUGAGAUAUUCCUUUCAAAGGGUGUAUUCCGUUUCCAACAUUUUUUUGCAUUACUUUUCCAAAAUAAUAGUUGCACCUUAACGCAUUUACCUGUAUUUCACCUGUAAAAAAUGGUAAUAAUAAUAUAUAAGACUUAAUAUUAUUAUAGUAUUUCUUAGUAAUUUGUAAUUAAUGAGUUCCUUCAAUAGGUAGAUAAUUAUUGCAUUAUCCAAAAUAUUUAAACAAAUACCAUACAUUUUGUGUUUAAGAGACAUUUUUUUUCAACUGAGCCAUUUAAGGGGAGAUAACUCUUUUAGUAAAAAAAAGUUACUGGUCUGAUUGGGAUUUCUUUAAAAUUUUACUUGUAUCAAGAAAGCAGUUCAGUGACACCACUUUUUCUUUUUUUUUCUUUAUACAUAUUAUAAAACCUAUCUUCUCACAAUUUCUUUCAAUGAAAGUUCUAUCUCAUAGAUUUUUUUUUUGCACAAAAAUGUGUUUUUGCAUGAUCCUACAAUUUUUCAAUGACUCAUAGUUUUAAAAAUAGCACAGA
Molecule: messenger RNA, 1504 nt
Organism: Mytilus trossulus (common blue mussel)
Lineage: Eukaryota; Metazoa; Mollusca; Bivalvia; Mytilida; Mytilidae
Exons: 3
Coding region: 208-801 (197 amino acids)
Source: RefSeq, a predicted model, not a curated record